CUCGACUCUCCACAAUGCUCAGGUCUGCAGUUCCGGUGACGUCCGUAGCUCUGAUGGAGGCGCUGCUACUGCUUACGUGGAUGGUGCCGGAGCUGGUGGAGACCAUGACAUGCCCUCGCAUCUGUAAAUGUAGCGGUUCAUUUGAAACUGUUUACUGUGGAGAAAGUGAUCUACUCAAGGUGCCGCGAGGCAUCCCCACCAUAGCGCAAGUACUUAGCCUUCCGUAUAACAACAUCACUAAACUGACCAAGAACCAGUUUGUAACGCUCAGGCAGUUGCAAACGUUACAGCUCGGAUUCAACACCAUAUCGGCAAUAGAGGCGGAAGCCUUUAGAAAUUUGGACAACUUGCAGACGUUGGAGUUGCUAAACAACAGAUUAUCGUUUGUACCUACGUCGUCGUUCAAGGCAAUACCUGCUCUGAGAGAGUUGUGGUUGCGUGGCAACCCGAUCACGUGUCUAGAUGCGUUAGCUUUCUACCCCCUAAAUAGCAUGAGGCUGCUUGAUAUUGGUGAGUUGAGGCAGUUGAAAGCUGUUUCCAAGGAUGCCUUUGCCGGGCUCACUAGGCUAGUGUAUCUCAACAUGGCGGUGUCUAACCUGGACAGUGUGCCUUACCUUCAGUAUCUCACCAGUUUGGAGGAGCUGGAUCUGUCGGGAAACUCCAUACAGGUGCUCAAAACGGGAGACCUCGUGGGUCUAAAGAGGCUAAAAAGGCUAUUGAUGGUGUCGACGAACCUGAGUAAAGUAGAGUACAACGCGUUCAAGGAUCUCGCAGAGUUGAGAGAAUUGGACUUAUCGUACAACAACCUGACUCUAUUACCGCUAGGGCUCUUUUAUCCGUGCUAUUCGCUUAAGAAGGUCAACCUGGGCAGAAAUCCUUGGAACUGUUCGUGCCAGGUCACAUGGCUUGUGGACUGGCUGAGCACACACGUACAAAACAGGACAGAUGGGUCGGUAGGGACCUGCCAAUAUCCCGACGGCCUGCGAGGCAAAUACCUGUUCGAGGUCCAGUUCAUGCUGAUACAGUGUCCUCCUGUCAACGUUACCAGUCCAAAUGUGGAGGUUCCGGAGGGUGACAGUGCCACAAUGUACUGCAACGCUGGGCAGGAGACCGCCGUCAGCUGGAUGACCCCGAACGGUACCGUCAUAAGGCACGGUUCGUACAAAGUAAGGGUCAGAGUCUUCAACGACGGGACCCUGAACAUCACAAGUGUGACCAUGAGCGACUCGGGUUUGUAUCGGUGCUUGCCGCAGAAGCCACCGACAUACGCUGAGAACGACCCCUUCACGACGUUUCUGAACGUCUUACCCACCAAUAUACCGCGAAGGUGGACCAUUCUAACCAGCACGGAUUUUCCGCUAGCCGAGGAACCUUUGGACACCAGUUCCAUCAACGCCAAUUUCUGUGCAUCGGUCACCAGAAUAGAUACCAGCGAGGAGGACCGAAAUUGGCGUAAUGGGACUUCCUUAAUCGAUCCUAAUGCUACCUACGGUCCCAACAUAUUCAACUACCCGGGUGGUGACACCAUAAGACCAGAGGAUUACAACCUAAAUAAGAAGCCCCGAACCGACUACAAGAAGUAUGUUAUAUCGUCCAUAGUGUCCAUCUUGUCCUUCGGAUUCUUACUUUGGACAGUGUGUUAUCUGGGUGUGAAGUGUUCGAAAGUACGGGAGAGGAGACAACAGGAGAGGAACUAUCAGCUACAGAAAAACUGCAACUCCAUCAACCAUCAUCCAGCAAUAGUGGAUCUCUACCAGAUCCCGGAUGUGGAGAGUAUCAGCCCAAGCAAGUCAAACUGUACAACGUUGUCAACAUUUAAAGACCCGCCACCCAUGGAGACGAUAGUAUAGCACAUCAUGCCUAAUAUAUACAUACAUAUAUUAGAUUUUUGUAUUUAGCUAAGGGACGACACUUUUUGUACCUAUUCAAAAACAGAUGGAUAACGCUGUAUUUUCAACAUGUAUCUAGUUGGUAGGUAUUCAAAGCGGUCGGAAACAACGAUUGGAAUUGUUUCUGUUGCUUUCAACUGAUAGUUCAAAGAACGGUGAUACUAAGUAUCACUGUCAUGUUUCUAAGUUGCGGAAACGUUUGUUGGUAAUCUAACCUAACAGGGGUCUUCCUAUAUACUUAACGAAUAAGGUGACGUUAAAGGAAUGCACAAGGUUUAAAACAUGAACAUUGCUUACCAUGUAAGCCCGUCUGUGUUGGUAGUAAUCAUACUGAAAAGCUAAACUUUCUUCCAACACAAAAGUUGAAAAUUUGAUCCGUGCGUACUUUGUGUUGGAAGAAACUUUAGCUUUGGGCUAUGAAAAUUACUAUUCAUGCCACAAAACUGAUCCUUAGGGUCCGUUUUACCAUGUUUAGCAGUUAAGGAUUUCUUUUGAUCAGAGAACUAACCACUAUGAUUUCGUGGCUUAAAUUAUAAAUUUUAGAAGUCGUAUUCCAUUAGGCAUUCUUUACAAUUAUGAAGAGAUGCGGACAAGGAGUUUAUCAAUAUCGUUUCUUUGUUACGUCCUACAAAACCCAGGAAUUCCAUUCCCUUUACACGACCCAGUAUUACCACAUGAACCGUUCUCUAUAGGGAGACUCCUGUGGGGUCACUGCUGCUCACGACCUUGGCACCCCCGCUCCACGUAAAUCAGUCUUCUUUUCACUUUGAGGGGCUUUCAUACCGGGUGGGGCAAGCACAAUACGUCUAUUUUGCUCAGUCAAGCUGGCAAUUUUAGCCGACCUGAAACGGAGUGCUGCAUAUUAACUCCUGUGAUACUUACAUCUCUUGAUCGUUGUGAUAUUACUCGUGAGGCACGAAGGGGGGUGUUGGAGUGCCGGGGGUCACACAGCUGGUCGUUGUCAUUCCUUUUGUGAGCACAAAAUUGAAAUCUCAUUACGUCGCCUGCGUACUGUUUCAUAUCAGAUGCCAGUCGAUACAAAUCACUUGGGCAGAUUGGACGUUGCCUGCGAUGCAAUCGGUAGUGAGUUCAAAACUGGCGACACGUCUGCAGUCAAUGUUAUACAAUCACUGUCACAUCCUGAUGAUGGCCAUGCCUACGCAUCUUUUGUGAAGGACGAUAAAAGGAAGAUAAAAUCAGGGUCUACAUACGUGAUUAGCAAGAAACUUGUGAGCUAUCUGUGAGCUGUAUGGAAUGCUGACUGCCUACUACAACUCAUGUACGUGACUUGUUCUUCAGAUGGUUAACAUACGUACAGUGUACCCAAAGAGGGCUGGCUAUAGACACAGUUAUCUGGUCAAUUCAUCAUCUCUGGCGGGUUCAAUGAAGUGCAAGUUAUGCACUUGCAUAUGCAUGGCGUCGCCCAUGACACUGUUCCGGAUUAUAGAGCAAGAGCGGGUACUCCUGUGUAAUAACUUCACAGAUAGAUGAGCAGUUUCUUUAAUAAAGAAUAAUAAACAAUGACUGAUGUCUGUACCUAUACGACAUACGGUAGCUAUAGCUUACUCCCAGAUGGGCCCAGUCAGCCCGCAUCAAUAAAACCAAACCUGAAAUGAGACUACAAGAGGUCGACCUGUGUCCGUCUAGUUCUCAUUCAUAUCCACUCAGAAACUCAUUUCGGCAGUGCGAAUGCCAAGCGUGACUUCCCACAGGAGCGCAGUAUUAAUGCGAGGUUGCCUCUUAAAAGAGAAUGCCUUUCUUUAGAUUGUGGAUUGCUUUUUGCCCUCACGAACUCACUUCUACCUACAUCAGACAAAAUGUAAGUUUCAAAGUCGGGCAGCUUAUACGUGUGACCUUGGUGGUAACAUGCAUAUCUAUGGAACAUCGAAGAAACACGUCGAGUAUCUUGAAUGCUAAUUAUGGUUAUUACGUGACAUUUUGACAAGAUAAUUGUCGGUAGUAGUAACGUGCACUGGUUGCUAUAUCUAUGUAACAUAAAGGCGGGGUUGCCUCUUAAAAGAGCAUGCCUUUCUUUAGAUUGUUAAUUACUUUUUUCUCUCACGAACGUGGUUCUUCCUACAUCAGACAAAAUGUAAGUUUCAAAGUCGGGGGAGCUUAUACGUGUGACCUCGGAAGACAGGGUAACAUGCAUAUCUAUGGAACAUCGAUGAAACAUGUCGAGCAUCUUGGAUGCUAACUAUGGUUAUUGAGUGGAAUUUUGACAGAUAAUUAUGGCUUGUAGUAACAUGAAUUGGCUGCUAUAUUUAUGUAACACGGCGUGUACUGACAGAUUCUGAUCAACAGAAAACAUCAAAAACAAUAUGUUAUCUCUUCUAAAUGGAUUCAUAUGUCGUCGGCGUAAGGGUUAAAGUAAAUAAGUAAAAACACAACUAAGUACCAUAAUUAGUCAAGUAUGCCAUGAAAUCGAAUGAAGUUUUUUUUCAGAAAGGGAUUGCAAUAUUUUGUGAAUGUUUUUAAAUAUUUGAGGCAAUAAUACAUCUGGUG
Branchiostoma floridae (Florida lancelet) is the source of this 4394-nucleotide messenger RNA. RefSeq names its product leucine-rich repeat-containing protein 4C-like. Bases 15 to 1850 code for a protein of 611 amino acids. Gene Ontology annotation, cellular component: plasma membrane. The transcript has a single exon. Gene Ontology annotation, molecular function: protein binding. Lineage: Eukaryota; Metazoa; Chordata; Leptocardii; Amphioxiformes; Branchiostomatidae. The record is from RefSeq and is a predicted model, not a curated record.